Molecule: messenger RNA, 2469 nt
Organism: Paraglomus brasilianum
Lineage: Eukaryota; Fungi; Glomeromycota; Glomeromycetes; Paraglomerales; Paraglomeraceae
Source: the annotation of a GenBank genome assembly
AUGGGUAUGCAUUUCGGGAUCAGUGAUGAUGAUAAUGGCAAGUCUCGUCGUUUCGGAUUUAUCGGAUAUCGUACAGAACAACAGGCCAAAGACGCGUUAGAAUACUUCAACAAUACCUACAUUUACACAUCCAAAAUUAUAGUUCAAUUUGCAGUACCCGUAGAUGAUCGAUUAUUGCCUCGUCCAUGGAGCGCUCACAGCGUUGGAUCGUCUGCAUAUAAAAGAAGACAUACAGCGGAAAAUACGCAGCCUGUAAAAAGCGAAACAAUCCAACAACGUGGAGGAAGUAAUAAAAGCAAUAAAGCUUCAGCCAUAGAGGACAAAAAACUCAAAGAAUACCUUGAAGUCAUGCAGCCGCGAUCUACAUCUAAAAUAUGGGCUAAUGACGACUCGAUAACGUUGACUGGUGCAGAGGAUAUUGUUAUUAAAGGUGGUAAGGAAGAUGAGUUAUACGAAGAUCUGCCUAAGAGUAAAAGUAAUCAUGCUUCGAAGAUUCCCGAGGAUGUUAACAACAGCGUGGAGCAGGAACAAAACGAUGACGAACAAUCAAACAAUGGCAUUGCGGAUAGUAGUGAAAUAAAUAAGGAUUUAUCUUUAUCUGAUAUGGAUUGGCUGAAAUCAAAGAUGCGAAGGAAACUUGACUUGAAUGAAAAUGAGGAGGAUGAUAUUCCAGAAAGCUCAAGCGAAGCCUCUGCUCCCUCAGAGAAUGGAUCAAAUCAUAGUUCAAUCGAUGAUCAAGCAGAAGGAUAUUCAUCAAAUAUUGGCUUUUCAGAACGAGGCGAUAAUGAUAUCGUUAAGGCAAAUGCAAGAGCGAAUAUGACAAAUGACAAAUCUCAAGAAAUUACAGAAAAUAGCAGCACGACAAACGAAACGACAGUUCAAACCGUGCCUUCUGAAGAAACAAUAGCGGAGACUGGGCGACUAUUUGUUCGUAAUCUCCCUUACGUCUGCACCGAGUCUGAUCUCCGCAACACAUUUAAUAAAUUUGGUCCACUUGCAGAGGUUCACAUGCCGAUUGAUCGUAAUUCGAAGAAACCCAAAGGGUUCGCGUAUAUACUCUAUCAUAUUUCCGAACAUGCAGUAAAAGCAUACAUUGAGCUAGAUAAUAAAUUCUUCAUGGGACGCUUAUUACAUAUCAUUCCGUCACGGGAGAAACCGAAUAAAAAGGAUGAGUAUGCGCAUAUGACACACAAGCAAAAGAAAGAAAUGAAACAAAAAGAAAUAGCUGCCAAAGAUUUUAACUGGAGUUCUUUAUAUAUGAAUCCAGAUGCAGUGGCAGAGUCAAUUGCACAUAGGCUAAACGUUAAGAAGUCAGACAUCCUUAAUCCUGAGGCGGAUAACAUGGCUGCUAGAUUAGCAUUGGCAGAAACUCACGUUAUACAAGAGACUAAAACAUUUUUGAAAGAAAAUGGGGUAUCACUGGACGCUUUUGCAAACAAGGAAAGGAGCGAUACUGUUAUUCUCGUAAAGAAUAUACCUUUCAACGUUACAGAAGACGAAUUAAAAGAGUUAUUUGAGUGGUAUGGAGAUCUUGGACGGGUCCUCCUUCCGCCUGCUAAAACAAUCGCAAUAAUUGAAUUCCUACAUCCUACCGAAGCCAGAUCAGCAUUCACGAGUCUGGCGUAUCAAAAAUUUAAAAGUUUACCUCUGUAUCUAGAGAAAGCACCAGUCAACAUUUUCCCCACUACACCAGAAGCCACACAACCUGUUUCCGCCAACGAUAUUGCUGAGCCAACUUUGGAAGAUGGUAAAGAGGAUCUAGAAGCAGAUGCAGUAGCUACACUAUUUGUGAAGAACUUGAAUUUUAAUACUACUGAAGAUGGGCUAAGAGAAGUGUUUAAGAAUGCACAUGGUUUGAAAAGUGUGAGAAUUAAGAUGAAAAAAGAUCCGAAAAAUCCAGAGAAAUAUUUGAGCAUGGGCUUUGGAUUUGUCGAGUAUGAUUCUGUGAAAAAUGCAAAGAAUGCAAUGAAGGCCCUGCAGGGUUUUGUACUUGAUGGUCAUGCGCUUCAAUUGAAAUUUUCUAACAAGGGCGUAGACCCUGCUCAGCAAAGACGUGAAGAAGAUGCAACAGCCAAGACAAAGGCAGUGUCGACUAAGGUUAUUGUUAAGAAUGUUGCCUUUGAAACGACCAAGAAAGAUCUAAGGGAAUUAUUUGGUGCGUACGGUCAGAUUAAAUCACUCCGCAUUCCCAAAAAGUUUGAUGGUACGUCGCGUGGUUUUGCAUUCAUCGAGUUUUUGACCAAGCGCGAUGCCCGUAACGUAAUGGAACAGCUAUCUCAUACACAUUUAUUGGGGAGACAUCUUGUUUUAAAUUACGCCGAGGAGGAUAAGAACGUGGAAGAAUUGAGAGAAAAAGUAAGAAGAGAGUAUGUAGGAGAGACUGGGAGCGGAAGAGCAAAAAAGAAAAGUAAAAUCAACCUAGAGGAAUGGCAGAAGAGUGUUGAGGGAGAAGAUAUGGACGAAGACUAG